CACCAACCAUAAACUCAUUCAGAAUACGGACAAAAUCUGAGCGAGAAGAAAGAUCUAAUAGUCGAAGUCCUUCGCAGGUGGGAUUAGAAAAACAAGGACUGUAAUUUAAAAACAGCAGUCACUUCUUCGUUUUCCGGAUAGCCAAGCACGCAUUGUACAUUAUAUAGCCAAACAUCACCCCCAUGCACCAAUAAUAAUUUACCAAAGAUUAAUCUAGUUGUAGCUACGAUAGGCGACAGCGUGGCGCUGCCGACGGACACCCGGAACUGACAUUGGCAAAGUCUUCGCUGCUGUUUCAACAGGAAGCUUUCGUAUUGAAGGACCAAAGUUUCGGUGAGAACAGAGACUGUUGUUGUUAGCUCGUUAGCUGCGCUAGCUCCUGUGUUGGGGAAUACAUCUUAAAGUAAUAGCAUUGCAUAGAUGUAGCUAACUUGACAUUAGAAAUUUGGUUAAAGUGGCGGGUAAAUCUAACGUUAUAUUUAGCCUAUCUUGUCAACCUUCGAGGAUCUGGCUCGAUAGCCAGCCAUCUUUCUAUUACGACAGAAUGUUCUAACUGCGCUCAACCACAGAUCACUUUUCAGCUACCAGUAUGGCAGGUGUAGAGAGCCCAGCUUCCCCUUCAGCAGAGGGCAGGCUGACUGCGGAGUUUGCCGUCCCGUCCCACGUUGAGGCAGAGAGGGCACUCAUGGCUGAGUUUGCAGAGCGUCACGCGUCUGCGGGCCGCAGGGUGGUGCUGAUCACGUCGGGUGGCACCAAGGUCCCCCUCGAGUCCCGGACCGUCCGUUUCCUGGACAACUUUAGCAGCGGGAGGCGAGGGGCCUCCUCGGCAGAGUACUUCCUGGAUUCGGGCUACGCAGUCAUCUUCCUGCACAGGCACCGCUCUCUGUACCCCUACACCCGCCUCUACUCCGGGGUCAACCUGAUGGACGCCCUGCAGAUGGAGGAAGACGGGGGCUCUGCCCGGGUCUUGGUGGACCAGCAGGUGCUGCCCAACAUCGCGUCUGUACUGAAACGGUACAGGGCAGUGAAGGAGGCCGGGCUUCUGCUGCCAGUGGAGUUCAGCACCCUGUCCGAGUACCUGCACCUGCUCAAGGCCGCUGCCCAGGCACUCAGCUCCAUAGGGCCCAAGGCCAUGUUUUACCUGGCAGCUGCGGUGUCCGAUUUCUACAUACCGGCCUCAGAAAUGCCCGAACACAAGAUCCAGUCAUCCAAUGGCCCCUUGCAGAUCAGUAUGAAAAUGGUGCCCAAGAUGCUGUCGCCUCUGGUGAAGGAUUGGGCCCCGCAUGCGUUCGUCAUCUCUUUCAAACUGGAGACCGAUCCGUCCAUCCUGCUGGAGCGGGCUCGCCGCGCCCUGGACACCUACAGGCACCAGGCCGUGGUGGCCAACAUCCUGGACACGCGGCGCGGCUACGUGGUGGUGGUGACCCGCGAAACGCAGGCCGAGCUGGCCCUCACGGAGGAGGAUGCCCGGGCGGGCGUGGAGAUCGAGGAGAGGAUCGUCAGCAACCUGUCUGCCGCGCACAGCGGCUUCAUCGCCCAGCAAGGCUGAGCGGCCGAGAGGUGGGGCGUGUCACUACAGGCGGCUGCAGCUAACGCCUCUAGAGAAAACACAAAAAAACUGCGCGUUCUGAACAGCCAUCCCUGCCUUUCAUCAAACCUACCGUAGAGGAGACGACGAACUUCAGGAACCCCAUCAUGGCUUCAGCCUCUAUGUAAUGUUAAUCAUCCAAUCGCAAACAACCUCUUAUCGUGGUCACUUUUUUUUUUUUUUUGACUUGUAUCAACCAGCCACUGUUGGCACAGUGGUUUUUUUCUCAUUGUAGAGUUAAUGAAGCUUCAUUCUCUCAUUGCUGCUUUACACAAGUGUGUCUUAUUGACCAAUUCAAGUGUAUUUAGUAUCAACAGAUAUCCAACAUUGGAAUCUGUCAUUAAAUCAAGGUGCUUGAAACACUUA
This is a messenger RNA of Anguilla anguilla (European eel), 1954 nucleotides long. RefSeq names its product phosphopantothenoylcysteine synthetase (gene ppcs). Gene Ontology annotation, cellular component: cytoplasm; nucleus. The transcript has 4 exons. Gene Ontology annotation, biological process: coenzyme A biosynthetic process. The record is from RefSeq and is a predicted model, not a curated record. The coding region runs from base 590 to 1549 and encodes 319 amino acids. Gene Ontology annotation, molecular function: phosphopantothenate--cysteine ligase activity. NCBI's taxonomy places the organism in Eukaryota, Metazoa, Chordata, Actinopteri, Anguilliformes, Anguillidae.